AUGAAGCGGUGGAUGAGACGACAAAACCCGGCUGUACCGAGGAUUCACUUCCAGCAGGAACGGUAUAUUUCCGAACUGCAAGAAAAUACACCCAUCAAUUCCUUAGUUAUUAAAAUACACGCAACUCACAUUACCAAUGAAGCGCUGUAUUAUGCUAUGGUAGCACCAGAAGAUUCUCGUUCAGUUAAUAUUUUUAUUUUGGAUACGAUUUCGGGAGAAAUAAGGGUUGGAAAAGCGCUAGACCGAGAGACAUUGGAUCGGCAUGUGCUAAAAGUGACUGCUUACGAGCGGCUUGAUCCAACUGUGUCAGCAAGCAGUUCAGUGAUCGUGGAAGUACUCGAUGUCCAGGAUAACGCACCAAUCGGCACAACGAUAGCGUCGGUGUUUGCACGAGACAUGGAUAUUGGUUUGAAUGGCGAAAUUUAUUAUUCGCUGGGUGAAGAACUGGGUGCGGAGCUUUUCCAGAUUCACAGUUCAACAGGGGUAAUUCAAACAGCACAGCAUUUGGAUCGAGAAUUGAUUAAUCUUAUCCGGGUGCAUGUGUUUGCGACCGACAAGGGUGUGCCACCGAUGAAUUCAAGUGCUCUCCUGGAGGUUUCCGUUAUCGACGUGAAUGAUAACGCACCUGUCUUUGAGACGGAAUUAUAUAAUGUUUCAAUAUUGGAAAACAUUACAGUGCCUUCUAAUAUUUUGCAAGUGAAGGCAGUGGACAGCGAUUCUGGAUUAAACGGUAUCACCUACCCCAUUGUGCAUUUUUGCCUGAUUUGCACAAAAACGCACUAG
Messenger RNA from Gongylonema pulchrum, 783 nucleotides. NCBI's taxonomy places the organism in Eukaryota, Metazoa, Nematoda, Chromadorea, Rhabditida, Gongylonematidae. The record is from the annotation of a GenBank genome assembly.